Silurus meridionalis is the source of this 2847-nucleotide messenger RNA. RefSeq names its product beta-1,4-galactosyltransferase 1-like. NCBI's taxonomy places the organism in Eukaryota, Metazoa, Chordata, Actinopteri, Siluriformes, Siluridae. Gene Ontology annotation, biological process: protein N-linked glycosylation; carbohydrate metabolic process. Gene Ontology annotation, molecular function: cytoskeletal protein binding; beta-N-acetylglucosaminylglycopeptide beta-1,4-galactosyltransferase activity. The record is from RefSeq and is a predicted model, not a curated record.
GAUCAGGGGUGGAGUGUUACAAGAGGCCAAUUGAAAUUAUUCAGUGUAUGUCAUUGAGCAUUGACGAUAAAACAUUGUUUUAUUGUUUUACUUUUUAGAUCCUUUUUUUUCUCUGCUCGGGAAAUAGUGCUGAUGGAGGAGCGAUUCUGUAAUUUCAAGGUGUUAUGGCGCAUGUUUAUUGUGGUGAUGGCAGUGGGACUCGUCUUUCUGAUCCUUAUCUGCUACGGGAGCUUCGAUUUGUCUAUGAAUUUCAUGAAGUCGGAGAGGAAGCAGCAGCAGCAGCAGCACAUGAUCACCCCUGCCCUGGAGAAGCACUCGCUCAGCAGCAACCUAUCAGAUGUUCCAUUCGCUACAGAAGUGAUCACUGAGAUCGUCACAAAUCAAAGUCUGGAGAUCUGUCCUGAGAAUCCUCCUCAAUUAAAGGGUCCUUUACAUGUCGAAUUCUCCAGUGUGGUGAAGUUGGACAAAUUGAUCGAGGAAGGCAGUGUAUCUCCAGGAGGACGUUUCAGGCCGAAGGAGUGUGUGUCUCAGCAGAAGGUUGCCAUCAUCAUCCCCUUCAGAGACAGAGAGCUGCAUCUCAAAUACUGGCUCUAUUAUAUGCACCCCAUCCUACAGAGACAACAGCUUGACUACGGAGUCUACGUCAUCGAGCAGACCGGUGCUGACCUAUUUAAUCGAGCGAAGCUGUUCAACGUGGGCUACGCCGAGGCUCUGAAGGAGGACAACUACGACUGUUUUGUCUUUAGUGACAUCGAUAUCAUCCCUAUAGACGACCGAAACCUCUACAAGUGUUACGAUCAGCCGAGACACCUCUCCGUGGCGAUUGACAAAUUCAACUUCCAGCUGCCAUAUCCACAGAUUUUUGGUGGCAUUUCUGCACUGAGUAAGGAACAGUUACUGAAGAUCAAUGGCUUCUCAAAUAACUACUGGGGAUGGGGUGAGGACGACAUCUACAAACGAUUAUCGUUUCGGGGAAUGUCUAUCUCCCGACCUGAUCUCAUGAUCGGCAGGUGUAAGAUGAUUCAACAUGAGAGAGACAAACUAAACCCACCCAAUCCUCAGAGGAUGACACAGCUUUCCCACACGAUAGAGAUGAUGGAUAAGGAUGGAAUCAACUCGCUCAGCUACAGUGUGGUGAGCUCGGAGAAGAGCAGUCUGUACACCAGGAUCUCAGUGAACAUUGGAAGUCCUCCAGCUCUCCAAACCUCCAGCACAUCCUGUAGUUCGCGGAGCAUUGAGAACCGUGGCAGAAGUUUGGAGGCAGAAGCUCAGAGAAGGCACUGUUAUCCCCCGGCUUAAUCCAGGUCUCAGUGAGUAAAAGAAAGUCAAGUUCACGAGAGAUGAAAUCCUUUAAUAUUAAGGGUUUAUUUCCAGUUGAUCUGCCAUUAAUAAGAGUGUAGUGUUGGUAACUGAGUUUCAGGGUACGGCUCGCUCCGAGACGCAGGAGGUGACGAGCACGUCCGUGAACAGUGGCGGCGGCGGCCCUGGACGCGUCAUCUCCAAAAUCAUCCACCACAGGACCGUGCGCCGAGUCCUCUUUACUCAGUUAGCGAACAAUUACAGAAUCCUCAGCAAAAUGUACAACAUGCUAUAAAAAAAGGUAUGAAUAAAAAUGAAUAAUAAAGGAGAAAAUAGAGCCUCAAGGAAACCAAGUAAAUGACAUCAACCAUUCAGAAAACUUAAAAUCUGUGUUGUUUUGCACAAGAAAAUCUAAACUCCAAGCUGUGAAACUGAAAUCUAACCAAAAUUCUUCAUGAGUUUCUCAACUAAAAUGUGUGGCUUAAAGGCAUUGAAAGAAGAUAAACAAUCAAUAAAAACAGUCAUUUAGUCAAAUUCUGCCGAUCGGAGUUCUGAAGUACUAAUUCUUCAAAACUUUGCAUAAUUUCUCUCUUUUCUAAAAUGUACUAAUUUUUCAUUCAAACAUUUUUAGAACUAAAGAUGUAAACACCACAGGUUUUAAAUCAUCCAGUGUCUGUACAUUAGGCUUUUUUUUGCCACUGAAAUCACUGUAGAUCGCUUCCACCUUUUGUUGUUGAAGGGUUAGGGUUAGGGUUAGGGAAAAGUUUCAUAAAAUAUUGGUCCUAACUGCACAUUCCUUAAGUAACUCCCCCUCAUAAUUAUUAGCUUUAUUUCCCAUUCAUUUAUCAACAUCAUAAUUAUCUAAUCCUAAACUGAAGUUAUAAAAAAUUCUGAUAUCAGAACUGAAAAACUGAAAUCUAAACUGAAUCCAUUCAAACUUGGAUGUUACACACAUUAAGCUUCUCCGCCUUCUGCUUGAGGCCCCACAGGUGCUCAAUGAACCGCAGCUCCCCAGUACCAGCAGCCCUCAUGCAGCCUCAGACCAUGAUGGACAUGGACAUGGUUCCAGUAAUUCAUGUUCUUUAACAAACUGUUCUUUAACAAACUGUUUGAAGGGUUUUCUUGUGAGCAGCUUCAGAAGAGGCUCCUUCUGAGACAACAGUCUGAAACCAACUUGUUGCAGUGUGUGGCGUACGGUUGCAGGGUUAUGUAAUACAGCUGUUAUCACUGAGGGUGUAGUCACUUUUGUUGGCAGCUACUUAAACAAUAAUGGCUGCAUGUUAAGUUAUUGUCAGGAACACGGUGCAAUAAAAAAUUAUUCUGUUUGGGAUUUAACUGAGAGGACCUAAAAUCAAGCUAAUACUAGAACUAGAUCAACCUAGACAUCUAGACACUAUUUACACCCUUUUUCUAGUGCACCAGCAAAAAUCCCUGCCAAAGUAGAAGGGGCCAUCAGAACUAAGUCAAGAAGCUUUUAUUGUCAUUUCAACCAUAUAUAGCUGACGCAGAACACAGUGAAAUGAAACAACGUUCCUCCUGAACCCAGGU